AUGGCGGAGCAGGCAGAGGCACCUCAGCACGAGUUUGUGUACCGGAUCAGCCCAGAAGCAGAAUGGCGCGAGGCGCAGGCCGUUGGAUGCUUCGUGGGUAGCGAUUUCGACAGGCAGAGCGGCUUCAUCCACCUCAGCACGGCCGACCAGGUGGGCGGCACACUGCUGAUGUUCUUCCCGGGGCGGGACGACCUCAUGCUGCUGCAGAUCCGCGCACAUGCGCUCGGAUCAGGUCUGGUGUACGAGCCGGUGCCGGACCUGGGUCACUUCCCCCACUUCUACAGCCCUGCGCCUCCCGCCAACGCCUCUGCCAGUGGGGGCAGUGGAGCGGCGGGAGAGGGUGCGGGCGAGGGCGCGGGUGAAGGGGCGGGGAGCAGGGGCAUGCCUCUGCCAGCCGUGGUGCAGGCAGUGAAGCUGCCACUUGCCCAGGGCGUGCAUGUGCUGCCGCCCUUCCUCUCUGCCUCCUCCUGA
Molecule: messenger RNA, 471 nt
Organism: Closterium sp. Naga37s-1
Lineage: Eukaryota; Viridiplantae; Streptophyta; Zygnematophyceae; Desmidiales; Closteriaceae
Source: the annotation of a GenBank genome assembly